AUGGAGGCCGCCAUGCCUCCCAUUGCCACUUCCGCCCUCAUCCCGCAACCGUUUCCUCUUCCGGUCACGUGCCCCCCCCCCCCCCCCCCCGCCAAGAUGGCGCUGUGCAGGAUGGGCCGGUGCGGGGCGGAGCGGCUAUGGGGUCCCGUUCCGCCCCUCCUGGCGGCGCUGAGGCCCCCUCCGGUGCUCUCCCUGCCCACCAAGGCGAGCUCCCGCUGGGCUCUGGGCGCUCGGUGGCUCCGCAGCCGCUAUGAACGUUUCUUGCAGCACAGAUUCCCCCGCCUCUACGCUCUGCACUCUGCCUUCACUGCAGGGCUCGAGUCGCUGCUGGCUGACGCCAGGGAGGUGCGACGGAUCCGACAGGCAAUGGCCCGGCAUGGGCUGAGCGCCGCGCAGCUGAACUACAGGGACAUGGAGCGGCUGCGGCAGUUCCGCAGGGAUGUCCUCAAGGCCGUCCCCGUCGCUCUCAUCGCCAUUCCGCCCUUCGCCAACUUCCUGGUCCUGCUGCUGAUGUACUUCUUCCCACGGCAGCUCCUGAUCCGCCACUUCUGGACGCCGCGGCAGCAGCAGGAGUUCAGUGAGGAGAACCACAGCGCCCGCCGUGCUGCCUACCCUGCAGUGCUCAGCUGCCUGGACGCGGCUGCGCAGUCCCUGCCUCAGCAACAGCUGCAGCGCCGCCUGCGGGAGCUCUGCGUCGAGGUGCAGCGCGGCCGCCAUCCCCUCGUGGCUGAGCUCUGCGCCUUGCAGCCGCUCUUCUCAGGUCCGGCGCUGCGCCUGGCAGAGCUGCGGGGAGCCCACGUGCGGGCGCUGAGCCGCGUGCUGUUCCUGACUCCUCUGCUGCCUGCCAUCCUGGUGCGGCGCCGCCUACAUUCCCACCUCCUGGAGAUCCGGCACCUGGACCGCGCGCUGGCUCGCCUGGGCCUGGCACAGCUCUCCGAGGAGGAGCUCAGAGCGGCCUGUUACCUGCGGGGCCUGAACCCCGCGCGGCUGAGCGCAGCGCAGUGCAGAGCCUGGCUGGAGCAGUGGCUGAGGCUGUCCUGUGUGCUGCAAGCCUCCGAGGCGUCCCUGCUGGCCAACAGCAUGGUGCUGCUGUCCCUCAACUACGCAGGAGCGAAGCAAUGAGCGGCGCUGAUCGUCUGCUGUGGCGCUGCUCUGUGCCCACCACCCCUGGGGGGGUCAGCAGGAGCAGGACGGGAGGCACUGAAGAGUGGAGGAUGGCAGCCCUGCGUCCCUGCACCCCGUCAGGGCGAUGCCCUGCGCCUCUGUCCGUUCCCCUGUGGCCACUGCAGCACUUUACAUGUUUAUUGUGGGGGGAACGGGCGUCCCCCCACCCCGCGACCCCCCCAGCAGGGACUGGGCUCAGCUCUGCGCAUCGCUGCUCCUCACAGAGGGUUUGGGGCUGGGGAGGGGACCCUGUGCUCCGCUCUGUGUGGGAUCCAGGGGGUCACUGCUGCGCUGGGGGGGGAGGGCAGGGUACAAAUGUCCCCAUUCAGGAUGCGGGGCCAAUGUGGUGUUGAGUUCUGUGCUGGUGUCACCGAGUUCUGCGUUGGUGUCACUGAGUUGGACGUGGUGUCAUCAAGUUCUGUACUGAUGUCAUUGAGUUGGAUGUGAUGUCAUCGAGUUCUGCAUUGGUGUUGAGUUUUCAUGUGAUGUCACCGAGUUUUGACUUGAUGUCACUGAGUUCUCCAUUAACCAUCAAGUUCUGUUCUGGUGUUGCUGAGCAA
Messenger RNA from Lagopus leucura (white-tailed ptarmigan), 1724 nucleotides. RefSeq names its product LETM1 domain containing 1 (gene LETMD1). Gene Ontology annotation, cellular component: mitochondrial inner membrane. The record is from RefSeq and is a predicted model, not a curated record. NCBI's taxonomy places the organism in Eukaryota, Metazoa, Chordata, Aves, Galliformes, Phasianidae. Gene Ontology annotation, biological process: intracellular monoatomic cation homeostasis. Gene Ontology annotation, molecular function: ribosome binding.